ACCAACGGCCCUGAUCCUUGAACAGCCGCCGAGUGCAGAUGACUACGCCACAAAGCCGGAACAAAACAAAGAUGCACAAAGUAAGCAUCUGAAGACUCCAACGUAGUGGGUGGUGGUAUCAUGCCGUUCGGGGUGUUCCUCUUAAAUGACACAAAGGAGAAAGAUGGAGAACUGGAAAGGGAAUGAAAAACCGCGGCGGGCAGUGCCCAAGUUCGCAUCCUUCAAACCGAGUCCAACGCCCACUCCCGAGACCGGGCCAGACAGGCCGCGAUCCACACCGCAGGAGGCACGGACUCGCGGGGAGGAGAAACGAAGGGCGGAGGAUCGACGGCAUGACGACCAUCGGCGCCACGACCAGGAGUCUGGCCGUGACCGUGAUCAUGAGCGGGCACGCGACUGGCGUCCCCGUGCUGAGCGCGACCGUCAUCGAGAUGGCGACCGGAAUAGGGAGAGUAGUCGAGACCGGCCAAGGGCUUAUGAGCGGGGCCGUCAUCGGGACCGUGACGGACGCCGCAGUCCAAGGCCCGCACCUAACCGGGAGAACGGCGACCUAAAACACCCUCCGGCGCAGAGAAACGACCUCUUCGUCAUCGACAAGCGCGGCGACCCGCUGAUCCUGCAGUACGGAACCAACGACCGAUCCAUAGUCCCAGCCUACUACCGCUUCGGCUCAGGCAGGAUCAUCGGUUCGCCCGGCUUCCUCACCAUCCACCGCGACACAGCCCAUGAGCAGUUCAGCAUCAGAGCACCCGGCGAGGGCAGCGGCAGCGGCUCCGCCUUCGGCGACAAGGCCCUCGUCGCAGCAGCCAACCGCGUCGAGUCCAAGCGGAUCAGGCCAUCCUCGGACCAGCCGUCCGCACCACCACAAGACUUCAUCCCCCUCGAACCCUCCCGCAAACGGAAACGCGGCUCCGAAACCCCGGAACCCCAUCAAUCACCGCCAGACUACCGCUCCAUCUACAUCAGAACCCACACCUCCUCUUCAACUCCCUCCUCUCUUUCCCCAGCUUCCUCCCGCUCCAGUUCCCCAACCCCCCAAGCCCCGAAACCCGAACUCACCACGACCCAAACCCGCGCGUCGGCCCUCUCAUCCCACGUCAAAUCCCACCCCUCCGACACCGCCGCCUGGCUGGCCCUCAUCUCCCUACAGGACGCCCUCUUCGCAGAGAACCGGCCCGGUCCCAGGACGGCCGACGAGUCCCGCUCGCUGGCCGAGCUGAAGAUUGGCUUGUUCCAAGAGGCUUUGGAGCAUGUCUCGGACCCGGCCCAGAGGGAGGGGCUGAUUCUGGGCAUGAUGGGUAUGGGGCGGAGGGUGUGGGAUGAGAAGGUGCUGGCCAGGAAAUGGGAUGAGGUGCUGGCUAAGGAAGGGAGUGGGAGUUGGGGUCGGGCUGAGUUUGGGUUUGGGCUGUGGAAGGGGAGGUUGGAUUUUGAGAUGGGGAGGGUGGCGUCUUUUGUCCUGGACGACGUGAAGGGGAUGGUGACGGCGAAGUUGGCUGAGCUGGGGGAGGUGCUUGCCAAGAUAGCGGGUAGCGAAGGAGAGGAGGAAGAGGUAUGUGAGGAGGUGGUUUAUCUGUUCUUGAGGCUGACGAGGCUAUUGUGGGAUGCCGGGUUUGGGGAGCUGGCGGUUGCUGCGUGGCAGGGACUGUUGGAGAUGACGUUUUGCCGGCCGAUGGGCGAGUUGAGUGCUGAGGCUGCCAUGGAGUCGUUUGGCGAGUUCUGGGAGAGCGAGGUCGCACGGAUUGGGGAGGAGGGAGCCAGGGGCUGGAAGCGGUUUGCCGAGUCGGGCCAGGACACGACUGAUUCGCCUGAGCCAAGGGUGGAGAGUGCCGGCGUGGUGCCCCAGGCGGCGGACCCCUUCAAGACGUGGGCGGCGGCGGAACAGCAAGCGACUUCAAGGGCGCGCAUGCCGGCGAGGACGCUUGAUGAAGGGACCGAGGACGAUCCGUUUAGGGUCGUCAUGUUUUCGGAUAUCAAGGACUAUCUCGUGUGGUUUCCGUCCGCUGUGCUUGCGCGGCUGAAGCCUCUGCUAGCAGACGCAUUUUGCGUCUUCUGCGGGCUUCCAGCGGCUGGGCUUUCAGGGGUGAGAUUCGCCGCUCGGUUAAAGGACCCAUUCGUUGCAGGUAACGAACACAGACACGACCUCGGCCUUAACAGGGUCGAUUCCGGGGCAACACUAGAUCUCUCACGGCGAACCCCUGAAUUCACGCAACAAGGUGACAGCAUGGCCGUGUCACCUGAGGUGCUGUUCUCCGGCGAUUCGUGGUUCCGGUACCUUGACAAGUGGUCAAAUCAGUCAGGUGAUAGACAGGUCGAAAUGGCCUGGGCGCUGUGCACGGUCGGCUACCUUGUCAAAGACUGCGGAAUGGAGACCCUGGCAGAGUACUAUUUGGCCAUGGCAUGGCUGAACGAGCCUACUGAAGCGAGGAAGAUCGCAAAAGGGCUGCUGAAGCAGUACAGCUCCAACAUCCGCCUCUACAACGCAUAUGCCCUAGUCGAGUGGGCGAACCGGAACACCGAGGUUUCUCACAAGGUCCUGGCUUCAGCGACUGGGCUGGCACAGCCAUCAACCCCCAGCAACAGCCAGCUGCUUUGGAACACAUGGGCCUGGAUCCACCUCGAGUCCGGCCAGAAGGAGAUGGCCUUGGUCCGUCUCUGUGCUUCCGUGGAUAGGGACUUCCACUGCUCUGCCGUUUCUCCGGCCCUGCUCCUCAAAACCAAGUCGCACCUCUCCAACACCCGAGACUAUUCGCUGUCUUCCCAGCAGCUGGAGACAGCGGCACGCUAUGCCGAGGGCCUGAUGCUGGUGGAGUAUCUCGCCGGCGAGGAGUCGGGUACUGAGCCGGCUUCCGAAACCCAAGGCAACAUCACUGCUGCUCUCUCAACCAUUCACGCCUUCUCGCGAAAGCUCGGAUCCCGUAGCCUAAGCCAGUCCACCCACCACGAACGCCUUCUCCAAACCGCCGCGCGAUUACUAUACCACCAUGCAACCCAUGGCCCCUAUCGCCCAAACUACCUCGCGUCCCAACUCCAAGCCUUCAUCGCCCUCUUCCCGCGCAAUGCGAUAUUCCUCUCCCUCCUCGCCUGGUCCCAGCCCUCGCCGCGCAUCAACGACCCCGUCCGGGCCACCCUCCAGUCCGUCUCGCUCUCCGCUGCUCACGACUGCCUCAGCACGCGCCGCUUCGCCAUCCAGCACGAAGCGCGCCUCGGUACCGCCCAUUCAGUCCGGGCGGCCUUUGAGGCGGCGCUGGAUAGCGAGGCGUGCAGGGCGAGCGUCGAGUUGUGGAUGGCGUACAUUCGGUUCUGCUGUGCUAACAGCAAGGAGUUGAGGGGUAAAGCGAAGGAGGUGUUUUAUCGCGCCAUUGGGGCGUGUCCGUGGGCGAAAGAGGUGCACAUGUUGGCUUUUGGGUUGCCGUUGGCUGGGGAGCUGGGCGGGUCGGAGUUGAGGGCUGUCGUGGAAACGAUGGUGACCAAGGGUUUGAGGGUCCAUGUGGAUUUGGGGGAUUUCAUGGCCCAGUGGGGGCAGCGGAGGGAUGGGAGAUGAUUGCGUUAUACGGAGGAAUUCCGAGAAGUCAGAUACAUCGCUAGCGGCAGCCGGCUUGGGUUGUGUUGUGACGAGCAUGAUAGAUCAGCUAGCUUCCUAUUUAAGACUCACUUGGCCCU
Parathielavia appendiculata is the source of this 3660-nucleotide messenger RNA. Its product is annotated as DUF1740-domain-containing protein. The coding region runs from base 146 to 3541 and encodes 1131 amino acids. The record is from RefSeq and is a predicted model, not a curated record. NCBI's taxonomy places the organism in Eukaryota, Fungi, Ascomycota, Sordariomycetes, Sordariales, Chaetomiaceae. Gene Ontology annotation, biological process: negative regulation of RNA catabolic process; regulatory ncRNA-mediated heterochromatin formation. The transcript is spliced from 3 exons. Gene Ontology annotation, molecular function: protein binding. Gene Ontology annotation, cellular component: catalytic step 2 spliceosome.